AUGUCUACAACUUGGCCGAAGCUACUGCUCACAGCAUUUUUCUUGGGCCAAUGCCAAAGUCAGUCCAAGAACGAUGUUCUGCAUGUUUUUGCCCCGCCGCUGCUAUCGACAACAAGUCACGAAGCCGGCAAAGUCAACAAUGUCACGCUGACUCCGCCAGGACUCAUCACCCAAGGACGGGAACUGGAACAAGAGCUAGAGCUGGAGCUGGGACAGGACCCACUGACACCACAUGCUGCUUUAUCGUCACAGCGCAAACUCUCGAGAGGCAAACGCUUUGUGGCCUUUCCCGUGGGUUCAUCAGCAUCGGCCGCUGUCUGUCUCACCACCGGUGUUAUCGGCAACCCCAACUUGCUAUAUCUCAGUCUGGGCAUCAAUUGGGGCGUUGCCUACGACCUGCCCAAUGUCACAUGGGUCCUGCAGAAUGCCCAUGGCUGGACCACAAAGAAAUCGGCCAAAGCACAAAUCAAACGCAGACACCGACGUGAGCUCUACAGUCGACUGGAGACAAUGAUAGACAGCAUGGGUUACAAUGGCCGUGAUUGCGUCUUGCGUACCCUCUGCGAGAGUCGUCAGUACUUUCAGCGAACAAAGAUGAACAUGGUCGGUGAGAUGCUACGCACGAUAUUCAGCCUGCCGAAGCAGCGAAUUUUCACACGGGAACUGCACGAGAACUCGGAUAUCGUUCACUAUGAUAAGGCCUAUCGCCAGGCCCACCUCGAUGACUGCGCCGCCCAGUACGACUGUCACUUUUCUCUGCUAGAAUUGGCCUUUGGCAAAUACACGACGCCACCGAAAAAUUAUUAUGCCCAAUAA
Messenger RNA from Drosophila persimilis, 816 nucleotides. RefSeq lists its product as uncharacterized. The record is from RefSeq and is a predicted model, not a curated record. NCBI's taxonomy places the organism in Eukaryota, Metazoa, Arthropoda, Insecta, Diptera, Drosophilidae. The transcript has 4 exons. The coding region runs from base 1 to 816 and encodes 271 amino acids.